Messenger RNA from Ectocarpus sp. CCAP 1310/34, 501 nucleotides. NCBI's taxonomy places the organism in Eukaryota, Phaeophyceae, Ectocarpales, Ectocarpaceae. The record is from the annotation of a GenBank genome assembly.
AUGUCGUGGCCUGUCUCUCUCACGCAACUAUCGCUUGGUCAUAAAUUUAUCCAGCCCAUCGUCGCAGUGACGUGGCCGGCCUCCCUGCAACAGCUAUCAUUUGGAUAUUUCUUCAACAAGCCCAUCAUCGGAGCCAUGUGUUUCAACCGGCCGAUAGUUGGAGUGGUGUGGCCGGCCUCCCUGAAGGAGCUAUCGUUUGGGGAUGUGUUUAACGAGCCUAGCGUUGAUGUUGUGUCGCCGGCCUCUCUGAAGCAACUAUCACUAGGGGGAUUCAACCAGCCUAUCGUCGACGUCGUGUGGCCGGCCUCCCUGCAGCUGCUAUCAUUUGGUCGGUUCUUCAACCAGUCUAUCGCCAACGUCGUGUGGCCGACUACCUUGAAGCAGCUAUCGUUUGGUCAUAAAUUUACAAAAGAAUCGUUUGGCAGGCCUCGUUGCAGCAGCUAUCGUUUGGCGGUCGUUUCAACCAGCCGAUUGUCGGAGUGGUGUGGCCGGCCUCGCUGA